Triticum aestivum (bread wheat) is the source of this 3558-nucleotide messenger RNA. Its product is annotated as pentatricopeptide repeat-containing protein At5g57250, mitochondrial. The transcript has 2 exons. Gene Ontology annotation, molecular function: protein binding; mRNA binding. Bases 39 to 3296 code for a protein of 1085 amino acids. Lineage: Eukaryota; Viridiplantae; Streptophyta; Magnoliopsida; Poales; Poaceae. The record is from RefSeq and is a predicted model, not a curated record.
CGCACUCACACCGCGGCAGCAGCCAACCGCCGACGGCCAUGGGCUUCCCCGGCGGCGAACCCCCUACGCUACCGUUGCCGACGCUCGUUAAGCUCGGUCGCGCGAUCACCGAGCAGCAUGUGGACCGAAUGCUCGCGGCGCUCCUCCGCCGCCGCAGGCACCGUCUCGUCGGCGCCCUCGCCUCCCAGGCGCUCGCCAACUCCCUGCGCCCCACCGCCCGCACCCACCUCCUUGCCGCCUCCGCGCUGCUCGACUCCGCGCUCCCCCAUGACGCCGCUCGGCGUCUCGCUCUCGCCGGGUCGGCGUCGUCAUCCCGUCGCCUCUGGGACGCGCUGCUCCGCCGGGCCUGCGCCCAGCGUGGCGACCCUCGCCUUGCGCUGGAGCUGCUCUCCGCUGGUGUAGAGGAUCACGGAGCUGUCCUUUCCCCGUCCACCUAUCGUGCGAUUAUAUCUGAGUUGUGUGCCCGUGGGGACAUGGCCGGGGCGCUCAAGGUGUUCGAUAUAAUGACAGCGAGGGGGUGUCAGGUCGACGACCGUGUUUGUAGUGCGAUCAUUUCUGGCUUCUCCAAGGCCAGCAAGGCCGAGGCUGGCUUGGAGUUCUACAAUAGAGUGAGGAAGGAGGUCAGAGGGUUUGAGCCAGGCCUGGUGACACUGACUGCGGUUGUGAGUUUGCUCGGGAGGCAGGGGAGAAUUGGUGACGUGGCUGAGCUGAUAAGGGAGAUGGAACGGAAGGAUAUGGUGGGUGAUGCGAUGUUCUAUAGUAGCUUGGUUCAUGGAUACAUGAGCAGUGGCCUGUUGAUGGAAGGGUUGCGGGAGCAUCGGCUGAUGUUAGACAAGGGUGUUGCAGCUGAUGUGGUUAAUUACACUAUUGUUAUUGAUGGGAUGUGUAGAGAAGGUAGUGUGGAGAAAGUGAAGGGGUUCAUAGAUGAGAUGGAGCGACGGGGUGCUAAGCCGAAUUUGAUCACUUAUACGUCACUUGUUGGUGGUUACUGCAAGAGGAAUAGGCUAGAGGAUGCCUUUUCCAUAGUGAGGAAACUUGAACAAACAGGUGUAGUGGUGGAUGAGUAUGUAUAUUCAAUUUUAAUCGACAGUUUGUGCAAAAAGGGGGAUUUGGAUAAGGCUGUCUCUUUGCUUGGAGAGAUGGAGAGCAAGGGGGUAAAAGCUGGGACAGUGACAUACAAUGCAGUAAUAAAUGGUUUGUGUAAGGCUGGUGAAACUACCAAGGCCGCGGAAAUGUUUGAAGGUGUUACUGCUGAUAAUUUCACAUAUAGCACUCUGUUACACGGUUACAUUAAGGAAGAGGAUACGACCGGUGUUAUGGCGAUAAAGGCUAGGCUCGAGAGUAGUGGGAUUGCACUUGACGUUGUCACAUGCAAUGUACUUAUCAAAGCAUUAUUUGUGAUCAAGAAGGUGGAUGAUGCCUGCAGCUUGUUUCAUAGAAUGCGUGAUAUGGGCUUAAGCCCUAAUACCGUCACCUAUCAUACACUCAUAGACAUGAUGUGUAAACUUGGGGAUUUUGAUAGGGCAGUUGAGUUGUUUGAUGAGUACAAGAAAGAUACAUCAUUCUCCAGUACUGUUGUUCACAAUGGCCUGAUUGGAGCACUAUGUAAUGGAGGAAAGGUCACCAUUGCUGAUCAAGUCUUCUAUGAUCUCAUUCAUAAAAAACUAAGGCCUGAUUCCUGUACUUACAGGAAGUUGAUUCAUGCAAAUUUCAAAGAAGGUGGUGAAGAAGGUGUGCUAAAUUUCAUUCGUAAGAUGGAUGAACUAGAAAUGGACUUGUUUUCAUCUGUUUGCAAUUAUGCUUCUGAUUUCUUAAGCAGCAGGGAUUGUUGCCAGGCAGCAUUAUAUGUUUACAAGAUACUCAGAACACAAGCCUUUGCUGUAUCAAGCAAAACAUUCUACAGGCUACUCAAGAGCUUACUCCGCAAUGGAAAUGAACAGGUCGUAGAACCAUUGUUAAGUGAGUUCAUUAAGAUCCAUGGCCUGCAUGAACCUAGAAUGAUUAAUAUGCUGUCUUGCCACCUCAGCAAGAAGGGUGUUGGUGAAGCUAUUCGGUUUUCAAGUAACAUGAACAGUGGCAGCAUUCCUAUCAGUGUUCUAAGAGGAGCUGUCUUUGCACUAAAGAAAGAAGGUGAAAUUAUGGAUGCAUAUAAUUUUCUCAAGGAAGCUGAACAAAGUGGGUUUUCUGUGGAUCUUGCCAUGUACUCUAUAGUAGUGGAGGGCCUUUGCAAAGGUGGUUAUCUUGUGAAGGCAUUAGACUUGUGUGAAAGCAUGAAAAGAGAAGGGAUUCAUCCAACCAUUAUCAUCCAUAACUCUGUUCUCAGUGGUUUGUGCCAGCACGGAUGCUUUACUGAAGCAUUCAGGCUCUUUGAUUACUUAGAAAGAAGCGACAUUCUUCCAACAAUGAUAACUUACAGUAUACUUAUAGGUGCUUUGUGCAGAGAAGGUUUCUUAGAUGAUGCAUAUGAAUUGUUUCAGAAAAUGUCCAACAAAGGUAUCAGACCCACUACCCGUGUUUACAACAUGUUAAUAAGUGGUUACUGUAACUAUGGUUUAGCUGAAAAAGCGCUUGAGCUUAUGUCUCGUUUUGAGAAGCUUUGUCUACAUCCGGAUGCUUUUACACUCGGCGCAGUUAUUUGUGGGCAUUGUUUGAAAGGUGACACUGAAGCUGCAUUAGGCUUCUUUAAUGAAUACCAUUGUAAGGAGAUGGCCCCAGAUUUUGUUGGAUUUAUGAGCCUGGUCAAAGGGCUCUAUGCAAAAGGAAGGAUGGAAGAGUCCAGGGGCAUCUUGAGGGAGAUGUUUCAGUCCAAACAAGUUGUUGAGCUAAUAAACAGCGUAGGAUAUGAGGUUGAAACAGAAUCUCUUGUUGCUCUUCUGUCUUCUGCAUGCGAGGAAGGGAAGAUCGAUGAGGUUGUGACUAUCCUAAGUGAAGUGAGACUCAUGUCUGUAUCCUCUUCAGAUUCGAAUAGUUCUAAUACACUUGGUCAGCUCAAGAAGCUGCAGAGAACUGAUGAUGCUUGUGAUCCUAGAACAGAUUCAGAACAAGUUGCCGAUUUUGAUGUUUCUAGCAAUUGCCUCCACGGAAGUUCCCAAAGCACACUGCAGCCCAUGACAGAGAGAACUGAUACUUUAUGCACAGGAAGUGAUAAUACUGAUAUUGACAAUGGCAAUUUGCUAGGGAAGUCUUUCUAUGACGACUUUGAUACAUAUUAUCCUGCUAUUGCUUCCCUUUGCUCGAAAGGGGAGCUGGUUAAGGCCAAUAAGGCAAUUGAAGCAAUGAUUCGGAAUUCUGGUUAAGUUUGGUGACCGGUGCAAUCUGUUAGGGAAGUUCUUCUGGCCCAUUGCAUCAUCUUCUGUAAGCAAAGCAACUCUCGUGAAGCAAAUAUUUGUUGACAUCAUUGACCAUCCUGGCAGUUGGCAACAGAAGAUCUUGUACACUGGGUAGGGCAUGAGAAAGGAGGAAACCAGUGGCACUUCUUCGUGCAAGAAAUGCACUUAAACGGCUAAUCAGAUCAACUGAGGGUAGUAAACUACUAGUAGAGCUACCAAGGCUUGGUGA